Molecule: messenger RNA, 7321 nt
Organism: Diachasma alloeum
Lineage: Eukaryota; Metazoa; Arthropoda; Insecta; Hymenoptera; Braconidae
Product: zinc finger CCCH domain-containing protein 13
Exons: 6
Coding region: 230-7078 (2282 amino acids)
Source: RefSeq, a predicted model, not a curated record
UAUAUCAAAACCCCAUCGUUUGUGUAUUUUCCAUGAAUUAUGGACGAUAAAGAAAGAUAAUAUAAGAAUUGACUAACAUCUCUAUCGACUAAUGAAUUGAAAUUCAUUUUCUAAUUCUUAUGCAUCGUUCCAAGAGUCUCGUUGAGGGAGCUAACCAUCAGAUGACGUAAAUACUCGACGAGAGGAGCAUAUUUUUCUCCAAAAAAUACCGGCUACCCCCACCGCCCCCAUGGAGUCCCGAGCAGUGAAAGACGCUCCCCCCCUGGAGGACGCGCCGUCAGACACGUCCACCCCGCAACGACCGCUGCUAAACGACAGAUCUGAGACCCCAGACAGCAACCGCGCGGACUCAGUCUCCUCCAGCCCCAAGAUCUCCAAGCCAGUCCUGGGUAAGGCCCAAGCGAAGAAGCGUCUGAUGGCCUUCGCCAAGUUCAACGCCUCGGUUAAGCAAGCCCUCGAGAAAUCCAAAGAGAAACUCCAGCAAAACCCCCCCAAAGACGCCGAUCAAAAGCCGAAACCAGAGCCCCCGAAGCCCCCAGGGAACCCCGAGAACCCCCUGGACCCCCCGCCAGACUCCGAGGACGACCAGAAGUCCCAGGCCUCCACCAAGAAAUCCAAGAAACUUUCCGAGAAGAAGCUCCCAGCGAUCGAGGAAAUAAUCCAAGAGGAGGCUCGCCGAAAGCAGAUGAUAGCUGGUGAAGUUGUCGAAAAACCCCCGACCCAGGAAAAAGCCCCUCCCAAACCCCAACCGGACCCCAGAGGGCGCGACUCCAGCCGAAGAUCGCGGGAGGGUCGUUCCAGGAACUGGGAGGACUCCAGACGAUUUCCUCGCUCAAGCGACAGGAAAUCCCCCCACAGAAGCUCCUUCGGCUCCUCAGACACUUCCAGAAGACGAAGAACCCCCGAGAGGGACCGAGGGCGGAGCCGACGGGACCGAAGACGAAGUGUCUCUCAAGAAGACCAGAAUCCCAAGGGCAAGGACCCAGAGAAGGACCCCGAACCCUCGGACGCCAGAGUCGACCGUAGAAGCAGAAGCAGGAGGUCCAGGAACCGCAGCAGGAGUUACUCGGAGACCGAGAACAACUGGAGAGCCUUCAAGUCCCAGGGCCACGUCGUCAGGGGUAAAAUCCCCCACAGCGACCCUCCCAACGCCCCAGGAGUUGACUUGAGGUCGAAAAACCCCCAAGAGUUCAAGAGCCAUUUUGAUCAGAUGCUGAUGGUGAGUGACGUCAGGUCUCCCAGGGCCUCAGUCCUGGUCAAUGGGAUCGACGAUGGGCUGAGGGAGUACCCCCCAGAGUCCAUCAGGAUCACCAGGAGGGUCAAGGGAAUGGUGUACUCGGAGAACCCCAACGUCUCCUUGUACUUGAGCAAGAGGAGACUGGCGCAGGUGCUGCCUCCUGAGAGGUGCAGGAUCAUGAGGGAGAUCAGUGAUGCUGACUUCAAGGACUUGGAGACCUACGAGGCAGCGGCCACGAGAAACUGGUACAAGAGGAUUGAUUCUCAUGGGAGGCUGGAGAUUGUCAGGAGGUCCAGUUUGAGGGAUCCUCCUGGGGAGGUCCCUCCGAAGUCCAAGUGGGAGGUGGAGGAGGAUUCUAAACAUCAAGAGGAUCGUACUGAGGAGGAUGUCGAGAAAACCCCUGAAAAAGGGACAGUGGAGGGGAUGACAACCCCUGAGGAGCAGAAAAUUGAGGAAGCUAGAGAGGAUGGGGAGAUUGAGGAGGGAGAGGUGACCAGUGGGCUCGCCUCUGAGUACGAGGAGUUCAUGAAGAUGGUGAGCACCGAGCCUGAAGGCUCUCCGAAGGACUCUUCGUCAUCUCCAGAGGUGAAAUCCCCGAGAGAGACUGCGAAAGUUGUCGAAGUCAAGGCUAAAAAAUUAACAGAAACUGAAGAGGAAGCUCCUCGUGAAGAUCCUGGAGAGGGAAAAAUAGUUUCUCCGAAGGAGGAGGCCCCGAAGGUCGCAGAGAAGGUGAUAGUGGAGGAGGAAAAAUCUGCGGAGUCUGAGGAGCCCCCGAAGUCGAAAGAUUCCAAGGCCCUGAUGAAGAAAACACCCACCAAGAAGCCCACGAAGAGGAAGAAACCGACGUCGACAGAGACGAGUGACUCCUCGAGUUCGGACUCUGAAUACGAGAGACGAAAACGAAAGCGAAGGAGACGGAAGAAGAAGAAGAGAUCGAGGGACUCCAGCACUUCCAGCAGCAGCAGCAGUGACGACUCGAGCAGUGAGGACGUUCCCAGAAGACGAAGGAAGACCUCGAAGAAACGAAGGAAACAGAAAAAGCUGAAACUACGAAGGAAGAAAUCCAGGAGGGACUCUUCGGAUUCAGACUCCAGCAGUUCUCCAGAGAGAUCCCGCAGGCGAAAGAGGAAGAAGAAAGUGAUCUCCAAGCACUCGAAGACGUCCAAACAAGAGCGAUCUAGGACCUCAGAGAAGCGAAAGCUCCAGAAGAUAAAGAAAGAAAUCGAGGAGGAAGACAUUCCCCUGGAGAAAGAUCCCAUUCCAACUCCAGCUGACGUUCUUGACGAGAAAGACCCUCUGAAGAUCGAACAAAUCGUCAUAAAAAUCGAGAAAAACAUCACUCCUAGUGCCUCCGAGCAGGAGGAGGGAGAGAUCAUGGAGACAAUAGAAGAGAAUCCCCCGGAAUCUCCAGAAUUCCAACUGGAGAAAGAGAAAAUUCCAGAGGAGUUGACAGACCAAGAGAAAAUCGCUUCAAUCCCAAUUCCUGAGGAAGUCCACCCCCCGGAGGUCUUGAAACCCGAGGAAAUCCCUCUGCCAGCGACUCCAGAGGUCUGCAAGGACAUUCCCCUUCCCCCGAAGGAGAACCCCGAUGAGGAACUCCUGGAGAAGAAGAAGAAAAUUGAGCUGGAGCUCCAGAAGACCCGAAAACUCAAGAGCUCCCAGAAAAAACGAAGCGGCUCUGUGAGUAGUACCUCGUCCUCCAGCAGCUCCAGCAGUUACUCCUCGUCCUCCAGCAGUUCCAGGGAUUCUGGAAGAGAUAAAAAAAAGAAGGACCACAGGAAGAGGUCGCAGGGGCCGACGAAAUCCUCGGGGACGAUCAAGAAGCCCAGGAAAUGCCUCACAGAAUUCGAUUUUGAUUUUCCUUCGUUGACGCAGCUGGAGAAGACGAGAACGUUGAUUGAUGACUGGGAGGUGGACUCCAUGGAGGAUGUGGAGGAUCUCCCGAAGGACAAGUCCAAGAAACUGAAGAAGAUCGAGAAGGAAGUGAGGUACGACCAGAGAACCGACACUUACAUUGCUGUUGACAAAGAACUGGUGAAGGAGAACAAGAAGAAACAGACUGGGAGGGUUUGCUUGAGGAUCUGGGAGGACGAAGAAGAGGAAGGGGAGCGAGAGGCUUUGCUGAUGAAAACUGAUCCUGCUAAAGCGACAGAAGCUGCGGCUCCAGUUGAAGACCCGAAAACGAAGGAUGAAGCAGAACCUGAGGAACGAGUUGAAGAUCCUGGAGAUAACAAGGUUGAGGAGCGGCUGGAGAAGUCUGAGGAACCUCCUGCCCCUGAGGAGAAGCCUCCGGAGGUCAGGAGGCCUCGAUGGGAGAAGAAGUCCUCAGAUUUAUCAACGGAUCCACCCACACCUGAGGGCCCCCUGGUCCCGGUGAACUGGGAGGAAGAGGAGGAGUGGACGAGCUCACUGAAACCGCUUGAUGUCAAGCCAGUGCCUCCAGCUUCCCCUGAGAAACCAAAACCAGAAGCUGAGGAAUCUAAAACUGAGGAGAAACCUGAAGACGAUGUCGGGGAAAAUGCUGAGGCUGAGAAGGUGGAUCUGUACAGCCCGAGUUCCCCAGCUGAUUCCCAUAAAUCGGAGGCUGGGGGAGGUACUUCGGAGUCUAGUGAAUCCACUUCGGAGGAUCCAUCAUCAGAAUCCUCGUCGGAAUCACUGGAGUCGUGUAAAGUUGAGGCAGCAAAAGUCGAAGGGCCUCAGGCUGAAGAGGCUAAAUCGUCGACUCCUCCUCUAGUGCCUCCACCAAAAGAUGAUGAUUUCCUCCUGGAGAAAUGCACGGAGGGCCCCAAGGAUCCUCUCCACCAGCUGAAACUAGACAUGUUUUCAAAAUUACGUGAACAGGAACUCGAGAAAAUUGAGAAUAAAGAGGAGGAACGGGACGUCACCCCCAAGAAGUCCCCUAAACCUCCAACAGAGACUGCACCGAAGGCACCAGCUGAGCCCUCACCGAAGUCAAAAGAAGUUUUUAAGAAUACGUUUGUAGAGAUCACCCCUCAGACCUCUAAGUCCCCAGAGCGUCGGAAGAUCUCACCUAGGGAUUCAGAGAAAUCGAAAGCCAGGAUCUCGGAGGAGAGGACCAGCAACUCCAGCUAUAGGAGCAGUCGAAGUUCUGCGAAAGAGCCGGAGAAGCCGAAAAUUGAGGAGAGGAGGAGGGAUCGGUCACCCUCUCCUAGGAGGAGAUCCCCGGGGGAGAGGAAGUACAGGAGGUCGCCUUCCUGGAGGAAGAGGCACAGCAGGAGUAGGUCCAGAAGCUGGUCCAGGAGCAGGAGUAGAAGUCCUGAUAGGAGGGAUCGACAGAAGAGGUUUAGACAUCCUGGAGAGGGACGAGAGAGAUACAGCCCAGGGCGUUCCAGGGGGAGAGAGAGAAGGGACUGGAGUCUGGAGAAGUCUUUGGAUAAGGGUUAUGAUCCUCUGGAGAUCUUCAGGGGUAGCAAGAGGUUCGAACCGCGGAGGGUGGAGGUGCCCAGGGAGGGGAGUGACUCCCAGGAUCUUUACGAUGUCCGACGUCUGCUGGAGCUGCCUUUCGACGACAGGGGUUUCUCGAGGGAGAGGAGUCUCGACAGGGACAUGAUGGAACCGAUCAUCCCUCCCCUGUGUCCUGACUUGGAGCUCAAGUGCAGGUACAGGAGAGAGAGGGAGUGGGAUCGAAGGGAGGGCGAGAGGAUGAGGAGGAGGUCCCCAGAGAGGAGAAGGGAGAGGAGGAGAUCUCCCAGGAGGGACAGAGACAGGGAGAGGGUGAGGGAAAGGGAGAGAGAGAGGGAGAGGUUUUUGUCCAGGUCGAGGUCGAGAUCGUGGUCGAGGAGUCCUGCGAGGAGUCGAGAGAGGUCGAACAGCAGGAGCAGAGAGAGGUCCAGGGAGAGAUCAAGGAGGCAGAGUCUGGAGAGGAGCAGGAGGAAGUCGAGGUCCAGGUCGCUUUCUCCCAGGAGACGGAGACAGGAGAGGUUCAGGAGGAGCCCGAGUGGGGACAGGGGGAGGAAGAUUGAGACUAUCAUGCAUCCUUCUGGGAUGAAUUCUCCGGCUCCUGAGGAUAGUGGGGCGAUGAUCAAUGAGGGCACGCAGGGGGCUUCGAGCUUCAGGUAUCAGCCAGAGCCUCCCGAGGACUUCACUUACUACCCGAGCAACAACCUGACGUACCCCCCACGCGUGGAGGACUCGUCAGGCUCUCCAAAACGCCUCUCCCUGGACGACCGCCUGGAGCUUGAGCUCGGAAUAAAAAAAUCCCAAGAAGGCCCACCCUAUUCCCCCAGUUACCCCCACAUGCUGCCAGCAUCAUCGAUCCCACUGCCUCCAUCCCCAGCCCCAGGGCCCAGUUUCCACCGUCCCCCUACAGUCCUGCAAGUAGGCAACGUCCUCCAGGUGGUCCCCAGGGACUACCAGCCCGCUGGAGUCCCCCCAGUCCCCUGUCCAGACAUUCCGCCAUCCCCAGUGCCACCAGCAGCCAACGGCAACCGAGUCCUAAGGGUUGGAAACGUCCUCCAAGUCGUGCCAACCACAAACCUGGACUGGAGUGCGACUGGAGCCCCCCUCGUCAGCCUGGACAGACCCCCUCCAGCAUUCCCACCCCCUCCAGUCCCCAGUGUCCCCUCGUCCCCUCGCCCUGUCCCCGUCCCCGUUCCCCAGGUGUCCACUCCAGCAGUUCUACCCAAAUUACCGCCACCUAAAUCCCCACCAGUGCCUCAGCCCGUCUAUAAUUACGAGGCAAUUCUGGAGGCUAGGAAGAAGGAGAAAGAGGAGAGACGAAGGUUGAGGGAGGAGAAGAGGAGUGAAAAAGAGAACCGGAGGAUCAUCAGGAUGAGGAAGAGGGCUGAGAAGGUUCUGGACAGAGUUGCUCGAGCCAACGAGACUGCUGAAGAGGCGCCUGAGACUCCAGAGGAUCCAAACAAAUUGGUUGACGAUGAGGAGGAGGAAAAUGCUGCUGGAACUCCUGGAGAGGGGUCUGGAGAUGUCAAGGAGUUCGGGGGGGAUUUCGAUGAGGACGAGGAGGUGGACCUCGAGGGUGACGUCGAUGAGGAUGAUGAAGAGGAGGACGAGGUGGAGGAGAGUGAGGAAGAGCAGGAGGACGAAGACAACAGGGUGAUACCUGGGCUAGGGGAUCUGAAAGAAUGCGAAGGGAGGGUUGAUGUUGAAGGGUCUGGAGGUGUUCUGCCAGCACCGAAGAAGGGGAUUCUGGUGCCUCCAGGGCUGUGGGCGAAUAGACUGCUCAAUGGAGAUGCUGAGGAGAGGAUCGACGCACCUGAGGGGUCGAACGAAGGUGAGAAAGAGGCUGGGGUUGAGGAGUUGGGGGAUGAGGAAGGCAGGGAGGAGAGGGAAAAGAGGAUGAGGACGAAGAGGGCGAGGGCUAGGAGGAAGGCUGUGCAAUUUGCCGAUGGGGUGAAACCUGGGGAGGGGACCAGCCCCAGUGGCGGUGAGGGGGACAUGCCCUCCCCUCCGCCACCUGUUUCGUCUUCGAUUCAUGAUCCUGUGAGGGAGAUGGUGAAGAAGAGGAUGAGGAAGAGGGAGAGGAAGAAACCGAAGAGGGUGAAGGUGGUGAAGACUAAAAAGAAGGUGAAGGUGAAGAUAAUCAAGCUGAAGAAACCGAGGAUAACACCCUUGACAGCCCUGAUGUUGGACGAAUCAGACGAAAUGGAUGAUCGAUCCCCACCUCCACCACCCCCAGGCUCACCACCUCCCCCUCAUCUAUGGCCAAGCUACCUAGCUGCUUACAGUGCAACCUUGAAGGCAGUGGAGACCGUUGUGUCGCCUCCCAGUGCACCUCAAACAGCACCACCUCCCACUCCACUUCCACUCCUUGUGCCACCCCCUCCGUUGAAUUACACUAUUCAACCCCUCAACAAGGCUUGAGUUGAGGUUUCUGGAAGACUAACAUCCACUUUGGAUGGUUGAGGGUGGGAAACUGUAUAUAGAGUAUUUUAUUUCAUCUGUUCUUUUCUGUAUAUCAUAAUAUGACUACAUCCUGUCUAUCACUUGUCUAUUUUUUUGUAUGAGAGAGAUAAUGUCUAUUGAUGAAACAUAUUGUGAACUCGUUAUGUUGAAGGAUUAUGAACAUUUCAGUAAAAUAUAUGACUUGACAAAUUUUGCAAUGAU